Molecule: messenger RNA, 2655 nt
Organism: Monoraphidium neglectum
Lineage: Eukaryota; Viridiplantae; Chlorophyta; Chlorophyceae; Sphaeropleales; Selenastraceae
Product: peptidyl-prolyl cis-trans isomerase B (cyclophilin B)
Exons: 13
Coding region: 1-2655 (884 amino acids)
Biological process (GO): protein folding; protein peptidyl-prolyl isomerization
Cellular component (GO): intracellular membrane-bounded organelle
Molecular function (GO): peptidyl-prolyl cis-trans isomerase activity
Source: RefSeq, a predicted model, not a curated record
AUGGCUGUGCCAGCCGUACAUGGCCCCGCCACUGAUCCGGAUUUGCGCGAUUGCUGCCGCGGCCGCCCGCUGCUGCUGCUGCACGGCGACCUCGACGCAUUUCGCAGGGCGGAGUACGUGCCCCACAACCCCGCCGACCUGAAUCAAGGUGUUGAGGUCCUGCAUUACUACAACCGCCACAAGCCCAACGGCGAGGUGGUCGCCCUGCCCCGGGGCUCCGGCGGCGGCCUCAUGGUGUUCCCAUCGGUCAAGGGCCUCUUCCUGAACGGCAAGGACUCCACCCGCGCGUCAAAGUUCAACAUCGGGCCCAAGAGCCUGGAGGGCGCGUACCGCGCCGGCUACGCCAAGGCGCUGUACGGCCCCUGGUGGGUGGUGGCGGCCGGCGCCUCCAAGGACCCCAAGCUCGGCUACGACUGGGCAGUGGUGUCAGGCGGCGCCCCCAGCGUCCCUACGCUGCACGGCAAGUGCCGCACGGGCGACUUCAUCAAGACGCCCCUGGCCGGCAUGAAGGGCGACGGCCUCUGGCUGUUCACCCGCAACCCGAUCGACCCCAAGCACACCAAGGACGCGCUGGCGGCGGCAGGCGCCCUGGGCUUCGACACCAAGGAGCUGCGCCCGGUGGUGCAGCGCGGCUGCCUCUACGGCGCCCCGCCGGCCGCCGCGGCGCCCGCGGCGACGCCCAAGACGGCGACCACGUCCAAGCCCGCCUCGAGCGGCGCGCCGGGCACGCGGAUCGAGUCCGGGAAGCAGGCGCCCAAGGCGAGGCCGGCGGCGGCGGCGCCGCCCAACGGCGGGGAGCCGGUGGUGACGCGCAAGAUCUUCUUCGAUCUGGCGCAGGGCGGCAGCGAUCUGGGCCGCGUCGUGCUCGGCCUCUACGGCAGCGCGGCCCCGAAGACUGUUGAGAACUUUGCAAAGAUCGCCCUGGGCCAGACCAAGGACGGCGUCAGCUACAAGGGCUCACAGUUCCAUCGCGUCAUCGAGAACUUCAUGGUGCAGGGUGGUGAUGUCACCAACGGCGACGGCACCGGCUCCUACACCGUCUGGAAAGGCAAGGGCGGCCGCUUUGCGGAUGAGAACCUGGGCCUCGCCAAGUUCACAAAGCCCGGGGUGUUGGCCAUGGCCAACGCAGGCCCCAACACCAACGGCGCACAGUUCUUCAUCACCACGGUGGCCACUCCGUGGCUGGACGGCAAGCACCAGGUGUUUGGCAAGGUGCUGGACGGCCUCGACCUGGUGGAUGCCAUCAGCCACAUCGAGGUCGACGCGCAGUCGCACCCCACCCUGCCCGUCACCAUCAAAGCGGUCGGCGAGAUCCCCGUGGUCCCGACCAUCAAGGCGGCCGCGGCCUCCGCGCCCAUCAAGGCCGCCUCCACCUCCGCGGCGUCCAAGGCCGGCAACGCGGCCGCGCACACGGGGGCGGCGCACGCAGGGGCAGCGGCGACCAACGCCGACGCAGCCAAGGCUGCCGCUGCCAAGGCGGCCGCGGCCAAGGCAGCGGCAGACAAGGCGGCUGCGGCUAAGGCUGCGGCGGCCAAGGCGGCUGCGGCCAAGGCGGCGGAGCAGCUGCAGACGCCCGGCCUGAAGCUUGAGUCGGCUCCGAUUAAGGCGCCCGCGGGCGGCCCCGCUUACACACGGUUCAUCUGGUUUGACCUCGAGCAGAACAACAUCGACAUCGGCCGCGUCACGUUUGGCCUCUAUGGCGACGGCGCCCCCGGCGCCGUCGAGAACUUUGCAGACAUCGCCCUGGGCCAGACGGCCGGCGGCCUCAGCUACAAGGGCUCCCAGUUCCACCGCGUCAUUGAGAACUUCAUGGUGCAGGGUGGGGACAUCGUCAAGGGCGACGGCACCGGGUCCUUCACCAUCUGGGACGGCAAGGGCGGGAGCUUUGCUGACGAGAACCUGGGCCUCGCGAAGCACGACAAGGGCGCGCUGUCACUGGCCAACUCGGGCAAGGACACCAACGGCUGCCAGUUCUUCAUCACCGUCGUGCCGACACCCUGGUUGGACGGCAAGCACCAGGUGUUUGGCCAUGUCGUGGACGGCAUGGACAUCAUCGACGCCGUCAGCCACGUCGCGGUUGACGCCAAGGACCGCCCCACCCUGCCCGUCAUCAUCAAGGACGCCGGGGAGAUCCGCCUCACCAACACCGGCGCCCUCCCGUCCAGGACGACCGUCAAGGCCGCGUCGACGCCGGCCCAGGCGGCGCCCGUGCCCGCGCCCGCGCCGGCCCCCGCGCCCGCGCCCGUGCCUGCGCCCGCGCCGGCCCCCGCGCCUGCCAAGGCGGCGCCCGAGGCUGGCAAGGCGCCUUCCUCGGACCCUGAGAUCACCAAGUACGUCUACCUCGACCUUGAGCAGAGCGGCGUCGACCUCGGACGCAUCCUCAUUGGCCUCUACGGCAAGAUGGCUCCCUCCACCACCGAGAACUUCGCGAUGAUUGCGCUGGGCCACACACCCGACGGCGUCAGCUACAAGGGCACCAAGUUCCACCGCAUCAUUGAGAACUUCAUGAUCCAGGGCGGCCGCUUUGCAGACGAGAACCUGCCGGGCGCGAAGCACGACCGCGCCGGCAUCGUCAGCAUGGCCAACUCGGGCAAGGACACCAACGGCUCCCAGUUCUUCAUCACCCUCGAGUGCCGCUCGACCCCAAACCCCUGA